AUGACAGUCCCCGCCCCCACCCCCGAAAUAAAAAUCGGCGUCCUCGCCCUCCAAGGCGCAUUCAGCGAGCACAUCCAACUCCUCCGGCGCGCCAGCACCUCUCUCCCCUUCUCCGCCUUCACAUUCCACGAAAUCCGCACACCCGUCGAACUCACCCACUGCGACGCUUUGAUAAUCCCCGGCGGCGAAAGCACAGCAAUCAGCCUCGUAGCAGCGCGAAGCGGCCUGCUGGAGCCACUGCGCGAGUUCGUAAAGGUGCAGAGGAAACCCACAUGGGGCACCUGUGCGGGCUUGAUCCUGCUCUCCGAGUCGGCGAACCGCACGAAGAAGGGGGGCCAAGAACUUAUCGGCGGGCUGGACGUGCGCGUCAAUCGGAACCAUUUCGGGCGCCAGACGGAGAGCUUUCAAGCGGCGCUUCGACUCCCGUUUCUCGGGGAUGUCGAUCAGGAUCCGUUUCGAUGCGUGUUUAUCCGCGCGCCUGUUGUCGAGAAGAUACUGCCGCAUGAGGAGGGCGUGCAGGUUGCGGGCGAGGAUACGGUUGUUGCGCCGAGUAAGGCGCCGGCGGAGGGGGUGGCGAGCGGGGAGGUUGCAGGCGCGGUGGAGGUCAUGGCUAGGCUGCCUGGCAAGACGCAGACACCAGAGCAAGACGGUGGCGAGGGGAAUGUGAUUGCGGUUCGGCAGGGGAAUGUGUUUGGGUGCAGUUUUCACCCUGAGUUGACGGAGGAUGCGAGGAUACAUGCUUGGUGGCUGGACGAGGUGAGGCGGGCUGUGGAGCGGAGGAGGGAGUUUGUAAUUGCAGAUCGGACGGAGUAGCAUUGGGGUGGGAGGGACUUUGGAGUGGCAUCAGCGACGGCGUUUAUAGAGGAAGAUGGUAUUUUUGCUUGGGAGAGGUGGUAUACUCUGUUGUAGACUUUUCGAAUUCGGUGGAUAGACGGACCCGGAUACACUUCCACGCCACUUUCUAGAUUUAGAAAAAACGCCAGACGCCGUCCAUGUUGUGGUGUAGCAACCAUCCUUCUCAUACACGUCCACGUCCACCUACAUCUCAUCAUCCUUCUCCAUAAUGGCCCUCCCAUAGCCACCCCGACCGGG
Molecule: messenger RNA, 1092 nt
Organism: Dothidotthia symphoricarpi CBS 119687
Lineage: Eukaryota; Fungi; Ascomycota; Dothideomycetes; Pleosporales; Dothidotthiaceae
Product: glutamine amidotransferas-like protein subunit pdxT
Exons: 2
Coding region: 1-813 (270 amino acids)
Biological process (GO): pyridoxal 5'-phosphate biosynthetic process; pyridoxine metabolic process
Cellular component (GO): glutaminase complex; cytosol
Molecular function (GO): glutaminase activity
Source: RefSeq, a predicted model, not a curated record